UAAUUUUAAAUGUUUAAAAAGUUUACACUUGUACAACGAUCAAUAAUAUGAGAAGUAUUAUUAUUAAUAAGGUGUCAAAAUUCAGAAAUAUUGUUAAUAAUUUAGGUAGUUCUUUCUCCUCUCCUCUCUAUAGAGGUUUCGAAACUGUUUUGAUGAUUGUCUGUAAUUUUUUUGACGUUUCUUUAUAUUAGUCAAAAUUUUUUUUAAAAAAAUACUAGUUAUUAUUAAAAUAAAAUACUAGAGUUUUUCUUAACUGUUUUUAGAUAAAUUAAUUACAUUUUUACUUUUAAUUUUUAAAAACUGUAGAGAAAAGAAAAAAAAAAGAACGUUGCCUUUGGGGUCAGUAACCUCCUUCUUCCACUGGCUAAGAUUUGGGGUAGAAUUUAAUCAUAUGUUUUGUUGAAUAUUUUUCAAUUUAAUAAUUAAUAAUUUUGAUUUGAAUCAAUAAACGGUUUAAAAGAAUUUUGGUAUCAAGUUUCAAUUUUUUAGCUUUGAAAAAUUGGAGGGCUGUUGGAAGAAUUCUCGCUUUGUAACUCUAUAUUAGGUUUAAUUUGUUCAGAGGCGAUCAAAGGCUGAACCUUCGUCAAAAUUUCUGAAGUGGGAGGCUGUGAAAACUGAUAGUAGGAAAUGGGUGUUAUCUCCAGACGGGUACUUCCUGUCUGUGGUAGCAUCUGCAUUUUCUGUCCUUCACUGCGAGCAAGGUCUAGGCAACCAGUUAAAAGAUAUAAGAAGCUUCUUACUGAUAUAUUUCCUCGAAAUCAGGAAAUUGAGCCAAAUGAUAGAAAGAUCGGAAAGCUCAGUGAAUACGCAUCAAAGAACUCAUUAAGAGUUCCAAAGAUAUCUGAAUACUUGGAACAGAGAUUUUACAAAGAUCUACGGACUGAGAAUAUAGGGUCAGCGAAGGUUGUGGUGUGUGUCUACAGGAAAUUUCUAUCUUCAUGUAAGGAGCAAAUGCCAUUAUACGCAAGCAGCUUAUUAGCAAUCAUCCGAACUCUUUUAGAUCAAACUUCCCAGGAGGAAAUGCAAAUAUUGGGUUGCAAUGUCCUUGUUGACUUCUUAAAUGUCCAGGUUGAGAGUACAUAUAUGUUCAACAUAGAAGGCCUUGUUCCGAAACUUUGUCAACUAGCUCAAGAAGUCGGGGAUGAUGACAGAUCAUUAUGCCUGCGGUCCGCUGGAUUGCAAGCACUUUCUUCGAUGGUCCGAUUCAUGGGUGAGCAGUGUCACAUUCCAAUGGAAUUUGAUAAGAUCAUAUCAGCAACCUUAGAUAAUUUUGCGGAUGCCCAAGUAACACUGGAAAAUGGCAAUCAUCAUGUGAUAUUGUGUGAACAAGAUCGAUGUAGCCGGUUAUCAAUAAAUUCAGACAAUAAUGGGUCAUCAACCUCUAACAUUUGCAAAGAUUCCCCUUCGUCAGUAGAUAUCCUCAAUAUCAAACAACAGUUAGAGCUGCCGGUAAAUGCUUCAAAACGUCCUUCUUAUUGGUCUAAGGUCUGCUUGUAUAACAUGGCUGGUCUAGCGAAGGAAGCUACAACUGUCAGGCGUGUUCUUGAACCUUUUUUUCAUAGGUUUGAUUCAGAAGACUACUGGUCUCCUGAGAGAGGGCUUGCCGCCUCUGUCUUGAUGUUUAUGCAAGUGGUUUUGGAAGACUCAGCUGAAGAUAAUUCUCAUUUGUUAUUAUCUAUCUUGGUGAAGCACUUGGAUCACAAAAAUGUUGCCAAGCAGCCUCUUAAACAGAUCAGUAUUAUUCAUGUCAUCAGCCAACUUGCUCAAUACAUUAAAAUACAGGCUUCAGUUGCUUUAACAGGUGCAUUAACUGAUCUACUGAAGCAUCUACGCAAGUGCAUGCAAUAUUCAGUGGAAUUUUCUAGCACUGGAAGUGGUGGAGAGAAAUUAAAUGCAGAUCUCCAGUUGGCCUUAGAAAAAUGUAUCUCUCAGCUGUCAUGUAAGGUUGGAGAUGGUGGGCCAAUUCUUGAUAUGAUGGCUGUGGUGCUUGAGAAUGUUUCAAAUAGCAAUAUUGUUGCCCGAACAACUAUCUUUUCUGUUUAUCGCACUGCCCAGAUUAUUUCUUCCCUACCUAAUUUAUCAUAUCACAAAAAGACCUUUCCUGAUGCUUUAUUUCACCAACUGUUGAUUGUCAUGGGCCACCCAGAUUCUGAAACUCGGAUCGGUGCACAUCGUGUUUUGUCUACUGUGCUUAUGCCGUCCUUAAUUUUCCCCUGGUUAGACCAAAAAGAGUUGGCUGUGCAAAGCAGUUUGUGGCCGUCAUCUAACCUUUCAGCUUUAACAACAGAUAGUGUAAGUUCCAUUGACGGAAGUGUAGAGAAAGUACAACCAACAGACUCAAUGAAAAAUAGCCAGAGAUGUAAUGAUGUGAAACAACAUCGAGUUUAUAGUUCACAUAGUAAAUCAUGUAGUUUUAAGAGUGCUAUGACAAAUGGAAAAAUGGAGCUUACUUCACUUAGACUGAGUAGUCAUCAAGUCAGUCUCUUGCUUUCUUCUAUAUGGGUUCAGGCAACUUCUAUAGAAAAUAUGCCUUCCAAUUUCGAAGCAAUGGCCCAUACAUAUAAUAUUGCUUUGCUAUUGACCCGGACCAAGACCUCCAGUCACAUGGCUCUGGUUAGGUGUUUCCAGCUAGCAUUUUCUCUGAGAAGCAUGUCUCUUGACCACGAAGGAGGUCUGCAACCAUCUCGAAGAAGAUCUCUCUUCACCAUGGCGUCUUGCAUGCUAAUAUUUUCAGCAAGAGCGGGCAAUCUUCCAGAGUUGAUUCCCAUUGUUAAAUCAUCUUUGACAAACUUAACGAUUGAUCCGUAUUUGGAAUUGGUUGAAGAUAUCAGACUCCAAGCAGUCAUUGAGAAUACAAAGGCCUACGGAUCAGAAGAAGAUGAUUUAGCAGCAUUGAAAUCUCUUACAGCGAUUGAAUCAGAUGAACAUCAGUUAAAAAAAACUGUCAUAUCUCACUUGAUGUCUAAAUUUGCGAAGUUAUCUGAGGACGAGUUAUCUGGCAUCGAAAAGCAACUUUUACUGGGUUUUUCACCUGAUGAGUCAUAUCCUUUGGGGGGCCCACUGUUUAUGGAGACUCCACAACCGUGCUCCCCGCUUGCGCAGCUCAAUUUUCAAUCUGCUGAUGAGGUGGCUUCUGCAUUUUUUGAUGACGUCGUAAGUGAUGCCAAUGGAAGCCAAUCUGGUCGCAAAACAUCUAUUUCUUCCAAUUCACUUGACAUUCUUAAUGUGAACCAGCUUCUCGAGUCGGUAUUGGAAACAGCUCAACAGGUGGCUAGCUUUCCUGCCUCCACCACCAUAAUAUCUUAUGACCAGGUGAAGGACCAAUGUGAAGCCCUUGUUACAGGCAAGCAUCAAAAGAUGUCUGUGCUCCAAAGCUUCAAGCAACAACUAGAAUCCAAAGCUAUUGUACUUUCCAGUGACACUGAGAUGAAAAGGCCUUCUCUCAUGGAUUUGGAAUUGGAACCUAAUGUAUCUUCGAUGGGCAAAGAACUGAUUCACAGUCAUGAUAAGUUGUACCCUUGCGCGUUGGAAUAUGGGUACCAGUCUUUUCGGUUACCACCUGCAAGUCCCUAUGACAAGUUUUUAAAAGCAGCAGGAUGCUGAGUUGAUCAAUGCUAACUGUGUAUUUAAUGUAUGUAAUAGCAUUAUAGUUACCUUCUCUAUUUUUUACUUCAUUCUUAAUUUGGGUUUUCCAUAAGUGGUCAAUUAUUUCAUUCUUUGUAAUGGAAAGGCAUGUUAUAUAGUAGUAUGUGUUAUGACGUUUUUUGGGUCAUAGUGAUGAAGAACCAUGUUAAUGAGAUGUUGAGAUACUUUCAAGGCUGUUGUGGGAAUAUCAAAUAUAUCCUUCUUUAAAAAGAUACUAUUGAUGUGUUGGAAACAUUAUGCAGAAUUUGAGGAGACAUUUAUAUUAUAAUAUUUGCAUACAACGUUGUAAUCC
Amaranthus tricolor (Joseph's coat) is the source of this 3937-nucleotide messenger RNA. RefSeq names its product protein SEMI-ROLLED LEAF 2. NCBI's taxonomy places the organism in Eukaryota, Viridiplantae, Streptophyta, Magnoliopsida, Caryophyllales, Amaranthaceae. The record is from RefSeq and is a predicted model, not a curated record. The transcript is spliced from 20 exons. The coding region runs from base 628 to 3603 and encodes 991 amino acids.